GUCGAUCGGCCUUCAGCCCCACCCCCUUCUGAGGCCGGUACUGGUGUUGACCUGCUACACACACGUACACAGAGGGCUGUACCCAGAGGCUGUAAGGAAUGGCUGCCAUGUUGCAGGAAGUGUGUGCCUUCCUGGAGAACUACUGGUGCAGGAAUCAAGUGCUUAGAACAGUUCAGUUUUCCUCUGCUCUCGUGGGAGGUCUAACGGAGACCUCCCACCCUGCACUUUCACUCAAGAUGGCCACUCUGUACAGCUCACUGGCGAACAUGAGAAUCAUCUCUCGUUUCCUUGAUGACCUCCCGGCACUGGCACACACACUCAAAACAUGGAGGAGCAUCAAACUUAUGAAGGAUGUGUCACUACCUGCUAAGCUAGCUGAACUCUUCUCCGUAUUAUGUGGACUCCUCUAUUACCCUACUGAACACAUGGCCUGGUUAGUAGACAACAAGUUGGUCACUGGGAAGUCUACCUCAUUGUGGAUGAUCGCCAUGGUGCUAUGGGGGCUACCCCUACUAAUUAGCGCCCUACAAUCUACAACAGCCCUUAUGAGCAUAAAUCAAGAAAUGGAGUUGCUCUGGAGACAAGAAAAGAGUUCAAAUUCGAUGGAAAAACAAGUAACAUUUUCUGAUCAACGACAAUAUGUUGGGAGGACUCCUCAGAUGCAAGUGCUUAUGGCUCGAAGGUUUCAUAUCCUUCUCUCUAUUAUUCAAUCGUUGUCGGACUUCGUGAAUGCUGUGCACUGGUUACCAGAGGGCGUGUUGUGGUCAGGGAAACUCCCCUUGUUCUGGGUGGGGCUUCUAGGAACACUCUCCUCUCUCAUCGGACUAUAUAAGAUUGUGCCCGGACAUGUCGUCUAGUCAAAUUGAUGUGUAUAUUCUAUACAAUAUUGUGUUUAUCCUACACAUUUUUGUAUCGUCUUCUUGUUGCCAUAGUAAUGUAAAUUUUAAACAUG
This is a messenger RNA of Halichondria panicea, 952 nucleotides long. RefSeq names its product peroxisomal membrane protein 11C-like. The record is from RefSeq and is a predicted model, not a curated record. The transcript is spliced from 3 exons. Gene Ontology annotation, biological process: peroxisome fission. Bases 99 to 857 code for a protein of 252 amino acids. Gene Ontology annotation, cellular component: peroxisomal membrane. NCBI's taxonomy places the organism in Eukaryota, Metazoa, Porifera, Demospongiae, Suberitida, Halichondriidae.